This is a messenger RNA of Monopterus albus (swamp eel), 4391 nucleotides long. RefSeq names its product family with sequence similarity 78 member Bb (gene fam78bb). NCBI's taxonomy places the organism in Eukaryota, Metazoa, Chordata, Actinopteri, Synbranchiformes, Synbranchidae. The record is from RefSeq and is a predicted model, not a curated record. The coding region runs from base 1522 to 2421 and encodes 299 amino acids. The transcript has 2 exons.
AUAUCAUUAUGUGCGUUUAAUAAUUUAAGUGUAAUGACAGUAAACUUCCCGAUAUUCCAACAAAAAUACCAGUUAAAGCAAUUUAAAGACAGCCAACAUUUGCCCAAUAGGAAAUAUGUUAUUAUUAUUUUAUAGCUCAUAUCACCAAGGCGAAUGCUGUAAUCAUUGACUAUGUCACCCCUGUCAUUCCCGGCGGGCUGUCAGCCUGUAUUACCAUGAAGUUAGUCACAGCUGUAUUUUGAAAAAACUGCAGCCUGCUGACCGCUACUAACCAAUCAGUUGCUGCAGAACAAUUAUAAGCAGGCCAUGUCUGAUAAUAAGAUAAUGAAAGGUUUUAUUAAAAGAUAGCCUAUUAACAACAGACUACAUAACCCCCAAAUCAUUUCGGGGAUGUGACAAAGAUUUCCUGCUGCUCCUCGUCUUGCAGCACCUUUACAGUGAACUAUAACUCCAUGCACAAGGAGCCCAUCUACCGCUUCUCUGCUUUGUGUUUAUGGAAAUAGACAGAAUUACUCCAAUAUGGACGGAAUAGGUCGCAAAGCUACUACUGUGGAGACGCGGACAAACCUACGCGUUGAGUGUCCCUCUGCAGCUCAUUGGUCCGUUCAGCGUGUUCAGCACCACGCAGACUGAACAGCGACACGCAGACAUGCAGCUUUCUUCAAGUGAAGAUGCCGUGCGGUGUACGCUGCUCCACACCGUUACUAUGACACCGUCUAUCUGACUCUUUUCCCCCCUUUUUUUUGCCAUAUUGGCAUUGUUCCUUCUGCCUACUACAGAUGUUUCCAGUCGGUGUAUUUGCGUCUUAUUGUCUCCCUCGUUUUGAACGCGAACACCCCGCCUGUGUCGCCUAACUCCACAAGAGGAAGCUGUUCUUCCCCAUCGCAGAUGCUCUGACUCGCGGGUUCUGUUGGUUUCACCGGGUUUCCCUCCCGUCGAGUCGAUAGGCAUGACGGGCUGUAACGCUGCCGCUCAGGCUAUAGGCAGCAGCGACAUCUCAUGUAGCUACAUUGCCGCAUCAACAAGCCUCGCCGCCCGAUCGCUGUGUUUCCCUGCGCCCCGGUGUCCGCCGGUCCCCCAGCGCCUUUUGUGACAUGACAGCUCGGGGAAGGAAGAAGAGGAUCAAAGGUUACGGGCAGGGGUUCAAGCAGGAGCGCAGGCGGCUCGGAUCCUCGACGGGAGGGCACACGGAAACAGACAGUCUGUACUGCUUGAGCAGAGAGGAUACAAUCACACCUGUAUCAAAAAUUCAUGUGGUAUUUUAUUAAUUCCUGCAGGGUGUUUCUCUUCUGGCUCGCAGCCUCCAGAGAGGUCAGAGCGCGGGGUCUGCCACAGAGCAGCACCCCUGGAGCUGGCUGAUGUGCCUAUACAUAAGCAAGGCGGGCACCUGCAGGGAUUGAACCUGGAUCCUGGUCUCACUUCACCCAAGAGGGGGUCCUGUGAUCUCACUGAAGCCUUAUUGUGAUUCUGAUUUGGGCCUACAUCGUGGUAGCACCCACAUUUGCCUUACAGUCUUAUCUGAUGCACGGCCUCAUUGUGUUAACACUGGUCGAGUCCCAGUCAGCUGUGCCGUUACCCAGGCCUGUCAGGCUCACUUGGCUGCUCCUGACCAUCAACUUCACCUACACAGCCAUGGGCUGCAUCCAGAGCAUAGCCUGUAACAAGUCACGCAUCAAACGAGAAAACAUCGUGGUGUACGACCUGUCCGCCACCAUAGAUCACUGUCCGACCAUCAUUGAGGAAAACUCACCCAUAGUGCUUCGAUACAAGACGCCCUAUUUCAAAGCUUCGGCGCGUAUUGUGAUGCCCCCAAUUGCGCGCAAUGAGACAUGGGUGGUGGGCUGGAUCCAGGCGUGCACCCAGAUGGAAUUUUACAACACCUAUGGAGACAUCGGCAUGUCAAGCUGGGAGCUCCCUCAGCUGCGAGAAGGCCUGGUCAGAGCAAUCAGCGACUCCGACGGUGUGAGCUACCCCUGGUAUGGAAACACAACAGAGACUGUCACCAUAGUUGGCCCCACCUCCAAGCCAUCCCGCUUCAUCGUUAGCAUGAAUGACAAUUUCUACCCAAGUGUCACCUGGGCUGUGCCAGUCAGUGAAUCUAACACUCCCUUACUGACUAACAUCAAAAGGGACCAGAGCUUCACCACCUGGCUGGUGGCUCUCAACACCACAUCCAAGGAAAAGAUCCUGCUCCACACCAUCAAGUGGAGGAUGAGGGUUGACAUUGCAGUGGAUCCAACACUGCCUCUUGGCUCCAGAGCCAGGCUUGUGGGCCAGGUGUACCAGGACCAGCCACGGGUGCUGACACGCAUGGAGCCCAUUCCUCCUAAUGCAAUGGGGAGGCCAAAUGCCAACGACGCCCAGGUUCUGAUGUGGAGGCCAAGGAGAGGGCCUCCGCUUGUUGUCAUACCACCCAAGUAGAACACAUCCGACUGGCAUUCGGUUUGUCACAUCAUAUCAGUGUGGACCACUUCUGCAGUGAAGCGACUAGAUAAUGAGAUGAAAAGACAAAUGAAAAGAUCUAUAAGCAAGGCUGAGGCUUGUUUCCAUGGCACAAAUUAGAGUAGCCUUUUGCCUGUAAAAUCUUGAGGGGGCAACUGCCUUAUUUCCCCACCUCUGCCUUUGACGAUCUGGAAAGUUUGUUGGUCCCUUCAUCUGGUGCUGUUUAGCUGUUGGUUGUUCAGGCUUUUACUCCAACUCAGUACAACUGAGCAAAGAAUCAUAGAACUUUGAAAACUCGCCACCGCUGUUGGGAUGUAAAGCAAGCCUGUACUGUAGCUACUCAGGCACAGAAACUAUCAAGCUGAAAGACAGACCCUGUUUGAAAAAGGUUCUUCAGCCUUAAAGAUGACAUAACUGUGGGCCUGCGCUGUACUGUGCAGUGAAGUGCUGUGUUAGAGUGUAAUCACGAUGUGUUUACGUGUCACAGGUCCAAGCAGGAUGGCACAGCUAUGGGGUUUAUUCAUAAAGGCCAGAGAUAAUUAAUAUCAACUGAAAUGUUACUGGAUGAUCUGCUUUUAGACAUGAUGUGAGUGGCCAGGCAUGUGUGUACAUGUUUGUGUGUUGUCCCAGGGUCGGGCCCAGGCUCUUUGUUAAACCGGACUGCCUCUAGCACACGCACGCACACCCACACCCACACACACACCCACACCCACCCAUUUAUGAUUGUUACAUUGCAAAGUAAUUUUGAACAGUUUGCUAUCAGCUCUGUGACGAACAGCAGUACUUUGAGCUAAGGAUAGUAAACAUACAUGCAUCAUCCGAGCUACUUUGCUUUUUACAUAUCACAGAAAAUACAGAAAACAUUUUGGAUUUAGUCCUACGCACACAACCAUAAAUGAAGCCCUACAGCAAGCCUUUUCCCCCAAUCCCAAAUGGCCAGGUCAUACACGCUGCAGAGCUUCUCCCUUCCUGCCUUUUGAAAGCCAGUGAUGCCUGUGUUGAUGACAACCUCCUACAGUAAAAACAUUUCACCUUGCCCAUGUCACAUCUAAUCAGAUUUAUGUUGCAAAGAAGCACGGUUACUUUGUUUUACAAGUAAUAAAAUGAGUCAGAGUUAGUGUGUGUUUUUCCAGUCAGUAUAUGUUUUUUUAAGAAGAAAACAGUGUAGUGAGGUUUAAGGAAACUUAAAGGAUCUCUUCUGCCAGAUUACUGAAAACAUAACUUCUUACUUACCUCUAGCAGUAUCUAUACAUGCAGAUUAUUAAUAUUUAAAAUAUUAUUUGUCCCACUUUUUAAAUUAUCUGUCAGUGCCAGCCAUCCAUCCAAGACAAUGGAGGUGAAUGGAAUUUCUUUAGUGAAAACUACAUGUAAAUAAGUUUGCUAUCAGCUCUGUGACGAACAGCAGUACUUUGAGCUAAAUACUAAUGCCAGCGUGCUAGCACACUGAUGUUUAUUAAAUUAAUACAUCCAUGUAUUUAUUAGGUUGGCCAUAUCUUCUAUAAUCACCAUGUUAGCAUGCUAAUAAUCGGUAAUUUACAUUAAAUACUGACAAAAGCACUAAGACUGAUAAAAGUGUUUGGUUCUGUUUUUCUGCAGUAAUUUGCUUAUAAACCAGAACUGGAUAAAUUAAAGGACAAGGCCAGUCAUUUUCUAGAUUAACAGUAUAUUCAACACUCCCCAUACAGAGACUAUAACCAACAACAAAUGUCUGUCAGUGCUGGACUGGCUUAUUUGUCUGUUCCACUGUUGUUCCAAAAUGAUUAAAGGCUACAGUAAAACACACCGCUGCACUGGGUGAUGUUUCCUCAUUACAAAACACCACACCUCACCUCAAUAUAUAUAUAAAAAAAAGUUACCCCAAAGGCUCCAAAUGGCCAUAAUUUUUAUAGCGUCUGAAGUAAGCAAGAGUCUACCACCCAUGCACAAGAUCUCUGGAUAUUAAAAAAAAA